Messenger RNA from Physeter macrocephalus (sperm whale), 3052 nucleotides. RefSeq names its product ring finger protein 207 (gene RNF207). Gene Ontology annotation, molecular function: Hsp70 protein binding; zinc ion binding; transmembrane transporter binding. NCBI's taxonomy places the organism in Eukaryota, Metazoa, Chordata, Mammalia, Artiodactyla, Physeteridae. The transcript is spliced from 17 exons. The record is from RefSeq and is a predicted model, not a curated record. Gene Ontology annotation, cellular component: perinuclear region of cytoplasm. Gene Ontology annotation, biological process: regulation of cardiac muscle contraction; regulation of heart looping. The coding region runs from base 204 to 2165 and encodes 653 amino acids.
ACCGGGUCUGGCCCCUCCGCGCGCCUCCGGCCCGCGCUCCCCGCGCCCGGCGCUCCAGCCCCCAGCCCCGGGCCCUCGCUGCUCCCCGCUCCACGGCCGCUGGACGCCGCGCGCGGUGCAGCGGGCCAGGUAGGAGGGAGGGAGGCGGCGCCGGGGCGGAGGGGCCGCGGGCGCCCCGCCGCCCUCCUGCGCUGCGCCCGAAGAUGUCGGGAGCUAUCUUUGCGCCCCUGGAGGGCCCGGGCGCCCUGGACGCGGCGAGCGGCCCCCCGCUCGUGUGCCCGCUGUGCCGCGCGCAGUACGAGCACCCCUGCCUGCUGGACUGCUUCCACGACUUCUGCGCCGGCUGCCUGCGCGGCCGCACCGCCGACGGCCGCCUCACCUGCCCGCUGUGCCAACACCAGACGGUGGUGAAGGGCCCCAGCGGGCUGCCUCCGGUGGAUCGGCUGUUGCAGUUCCUGGUGGACAGCUCAGGGGAUGGUAUGGAGGUGGUGCGCUGUGCCAACUGCGACCAGGAGUGCGGCAAGCAGGACGCAGAGACCACGUACUUCUGCAACACGUGCGGGCAGCCGCUGUGCGCGCGCUGCCGCGAUGAGACGCACCGGGCACGCAUGUUCGCGCGCCACGACAUCGUGGCCUUGGGCCAGCGCAGCCGCGACGUGCUCCAGAAGUGCACACUGCACGCCGAGCCCUACAUCAUGUUCUCCACCGACAAGAAGUCGCUGCUGUGCAUCCGCUGCUUCCGGGACAUGCAGGGGGAGAGCCGGGCUCACUGCGUGGACCUCGAGUCGGCGUACGUGCAAGGCUGCGAGCGGCUGCAGCAGGCGAUGCUGGCGGUGAAGGCCCUGCAGGCCGCCACACGGGAGGCCAUCGCACUGCUGCAGGCGAUGGUGGACGAGGUGCGACGCAGCGCGGCGGAUGAGGAGGCCGCCAUCCACGCCCUCUUCGGCAGCAUGCAGGACAAACUGGCAGAGAGGAAAGCGCUGCUGCUGCAGGCUGUGCAGAGCCAGUAUGAAGAAAAGGACAAGGCCUUCAAGGAGCAGCUCUCCCAUUUGGCUACUCUGCUGCCCACCCUGCAGGUCCACCUGGUCAUCUGCUCUUCCUUCCUCAGCUUGGCCAACAAGGCUGAGUUCCUGGACCUGGGCUACGAGCUGGUGGAGAGGCUGCAGGGCAUCGUCACGCGGCCACAUCGCCUACGGCCCGCGCAGAGCAGCAAGAUCGCCAGCGACCACCGCGCCGAGUUCGCGCGCUGCCUGGAGCCGCUGCUGCUGCUGGGCCCGCGGCGGGCGGCGGGUGCCGGGGGCGGUACCAGCACUUCUCUCCCCAGGUUAGCAGGGGGCUCGGGCCCCAAGGUGCUGAUGGGGCCCAGCUGCCCCUCCCCCGUGGGAAAGAUGUUGGGGUCACCGGUCCAAAAGCCCACGCUGCACCGGUCCAUCAGCACCAAGGUGCUGCUGGCAGAGGGCGACGAUUCACCCUUCACGGAACACUGCCGCCACUUUGAGAACUCCUACCGGGUGAGGGGGCCAGGGACCUGCCAGCUGGGAAAGGCCCCACCCCUUCUCACCAAGGUGCAGUGGCCCAAUCUAGUCCUGGCCACCUGGCCUGCAAGCUGUCCCUCCACCGAGGCCCCCGCAGUGCACCCAGCCUGCAGGAAACACAGGCACUCACGCGGUCUCUCCCCCCAGCGCCUGCAGGCAGAGAUGCAGAACCUGAAGGACCAGGUACAGGAGCUGCACCGGGACCUCACCAAGCACCACUCCCUCAUCAAGGCCGAGAUCAUGGGUGAUGUCCUGCACAAGUCCCUGCAGGUGGACACACAGAUCGCCUUGGAGUAUGCUUCCGUGGAGGGCAUGAGAGCAGUCUUCCAGGAGAUUUGGGAGGAAUCCUACCAGCGUGUGGCUAAUGAGCAGGAGAUUUAUGAAGCCCAGCUCCAUGACCUUCUCCAGCUGAAGCAGGAGAAUGCCUACCUGACCACCAUCACCAAGCAGAUCACGCCGUACGUCCGCUCCAUUGCCAAGGUGAAGGAGCGGCUAGAGCCCAGGUUUCAGGCCCCCGUGGACGAACCGUCAGACCAUCUACAAGACACGCAUGAUGAUGGCGUGAACGGCGAGGCCCAGGUUUCAGGCCCCCGUGGACGAACCGUCAGACCAUCUACAAGACACGCAUGAUGAUGGCGUGAACGGCGAGGCCCAGGCCAGGAACGAUCCAGUGAGUGUCUCGGAGAGGAGAGAGAAGACCUCAGAGCCGAGAAACAGCCGGACCCUGAGCAGCCUCGCAGAAGAGCCUCCACUGAAAAAUAAAGAUGCUCACAGACCCAAACCGAAAAACGGGGGUGACGUCCCCACAUGGAGAGAGCGCCCAGCUUAGCAUGGGACCGCUCCCGGAGGUCGGGCGUUUCACGACAUGCACGUCAAGGCUGGGAUAUUUAAGAAAACGCGGUUCCCAUCAUGAUUUUCUGUUUAAUGUGUAAUAAUCCUGUAUCAGCAGUAAAACCCAGACACUCUCUGCCAGGUUCCAAUUUCAGGUUCUUUGGCUUGAGCUAGACUUCGUGUUGCCCCGAAUCUUGGUCCGCAUCAAGGUGACUCGGGACGGCAUCCCAGUCCGCGUGGAAAAUGUUACAUGAGUGAACAUCCAGCCUGAAGCCCCUCACUCCCCCUGCACCUCCCUGGCGUCUGUGUGCUAGUCCCGUGAGCUCCCGUUGGGGCGGGGUGUGCACCCGUCUGAAUUUCGGGCGACGAGGCUCGCCCACCGUGCAGCACCUGCCCUACCACAGAGGAAUCCGGCUCCUCCUGAAGCACAGCCCCACUGCUAACCGGGCGCCGCUGGAAAGUUCCACCCGCUAAUCUGCGCGCUGACUCAGCAGAGGGGAAAAAACCCUUGGCUCCAGCUUUUCUCACUGUAGGGCCAGGGCUGAGCGCAUAAAGCAACGCAGUAGCACCUGGUGGCCUGCGUGGCAGGAGGUGGCCCCCGUCAAGACUUCCCCACCUCUGUCCCCGCCUGCUGUCACCCUCCUGUGUUCACCUUCUAUUGAUAUUAAAGCACGAUUCACCAGCAA